Molecule: messenger RNA, 3686 nt
Organism: Pseudomassariella vexata
Lineage: Eukaryota; Fungi; Ascomycota; Sordariomycetes; Amphisphaeriales; Pseudomassariaceae
Product: NAD(P) transhydrogenase beta subunit
Exons: 6
Coding region: 274-3588 (1104 amino acids)
Biological process (GO): NADPH regeneration; proton transmembrane transport
Cellular component (GO): mitochondrial inner membrane
Molecular function (GO): NAD binding; NADP binding
Source: RefSeq, a predicted model, not a curated record
AGGCUUGUUGGUGUAAGUCUGCCACGGUUGUGCAGGUGAUUCUGCGACACAUUGCGCCGGACCGUUCGAGCGACGAGCGGGAGGGGAAGAUCUAGCCUGAUCCGAUCCCAGCCAUCCAUUACCACGCGAGCCUACAAAUUUCCUCCAUUUUGAGUUCUCCCCUCUCAUGACCAAGACGAGGCUAUCCGAAUAUCCCCAGGAGAUAUUGCGGAUGACGGAUGACCACAGACUUCUCCUCUGUCUGGCAGGCCGUCGUUGUGCUCUGCCGACACGAUGUCGCCCUCGAUUCUGCGGCCGUCUCUGGCUGCUGGCCAAGUACUUUCCCGCCCCUCUGAGUCCCUUGUGAGGGGCGCCCUAUUGCGAGUUUUAGACUCGCCGCCAAUCACUAGAGUCGCGGUUACAUGCCAAAAGCAAUGGCACAGCACCCGAGUGAGGAAGCCAACCGUGUUGCCCGCCAUCGCUAAGUGCGACCGGGCUCACCAAAACGCGGCGCCAGUCACGAUUCCCACGACAGCAUAUUCGACUGCUGCCGAGACUCCCUCACGGCCCUAUGCAGAUCUCACUGUCGGGGUACCGCGUGAGACCUUUGCCAACGAGCGGCGAGUCGCUAUCUCACCGCAGAAUGUCGCCCUCUUGAAAAAGAAGGGCUUCGGAAGGGUCAUCGUCGAGCGAGGUGCCGGUGCGCAGGCAGACUUCCUUGAUGAGGCUUACGACAAGGCCGGGGCCGAACUGGUCGACGCCGGCGGAGUGUGGUCCGCCGCCGACAUUGUGCUCAAGGUCCGUGGACCGAACCUCACUGAGAUCGACCGGCUGAAGGAGGGCGCGACAAUCAUAUCGUUCCUCCAACCGGCCCAAAACAGGGACAUUGUCCAGCGUCUCGCCGCCCGAAAGGUGACAGCGUUUGCGAUGGACAUGAUCCCGCGUAUCUCACGUGCGCAGGUGUUUGAUGCCCUCAGCUCAAUGGCCAACAUUGCUGGCUACAAAGCUGUGCUGGAAGCUUCCAACGUCUUCGGGCGGUUUUUAACAGGCCAAGUUACCGCCGCGGGCAAGAUUCCUCCCACCAAAGUCCUCGUCAUUGGUGCUGGCGUGGCCGGGUUGAGCGCGAUUGCGACGGCGCGCCGCAUGGGAGCAAUUGUUCGCGGAUUUGACACACGAUCAGCUGCUCGGGAGCAGGUCCAGUCCCUCGGAGCUGAAUUCGUCGAGGUCGAAAUCCAAGAGGACGGUUCAGGUGCCGGAGGCUAUGCGAAGGAGAUGUCACCAGAAUUCAUUGCCGCUGAGAUGAAGCUCUUCACCGAGCAAGCCCGCGAUGUUGACAUCAUCAUAACCACUGCGCUAAUUCCUGGCAAGCCUGCGCCCAAACUCAUUACGAAGCAGAUGGUUGAGAUAAUGAAACCUGGCUCAGUCAUCGUUGACCUAGCUGCUGAAGCUGGUGGCAAUUGUGAGAAGACCGAACCUGGCAAGCUUGUCAAUUAUAAGGACGUGAAAAUCAUCGGUUACACUGAUCUUCCCUCGAGGCUCCCUACCCAAUCAUCGACCCUGUACUCGAAUAACAUCGUCAAGUUCCUUCUGUCCAUGGCCCCCCAGGAGAAAUCAUUCGGUGUUGACCUCUCUGACGAGGUGGUUCGCGGCGCGAUUGUAACACUCAAGGGGGACAUCCUACCUCCAGCCUCGCGACCUGCACCCCCGCCAGCUCCAGCAGCCAAGCCAGCAGUGAAAGAAGCGGAAGUCGUUGCACUUUCGCCCUUUCAGAAGACUUCCCGCGAAGUCGCUGGAGUUGCGGCUGGGAUGGGUUCUGUCCUUGCUCUUGGCAAACUGACUGGUCCUAUGUUCAUGGGCAACGCAUUCACUUUUGCUUUGGCUUCGCUGAUCGGUUACAGGGUGGUUUGGGGUGUCCAACCCGCCCUACACUCCCCCCUGAUGAGUGUUACCAAUGCUAUUUCUGGAAUGGUUGGCAUUGGUGGAUUCUUCGUGAUGGGCGGUGGCUAUCUACCCGAUACAUUCCCGCAAACACUUGGGGCAGCGUCCGUUCUUCUUGCUUUUGUGAAUGUCUCGGGUGGCUUUGUUAUUACCAAGCGAAUGCUGCACAUGUUCAAGCGCCCUACCGACCCCCCAGAGUAUCCCUGGCUCUACGCUAUCCCUGGUGUUUUAUUCGGCGGUGGAUUCCUGGCAGCUGCCUCAACAGGUGCUGCUGGUCUUGUCCAAGCCGGCUACCUGGUCAGCUCAGUGCUUUGCAUUAGUUCCAUCUCGAGUCUGGCAUCGCAAGCCACAGCUCGUAUGGGCAACUUUAUGGGAAUCCUCGGCGUUGGCUCCGGUGUUCUCGCAUCCUUGCUUGCCGUCGGCUUCUCUCCUGAAGUCCUCGCCCAGUUCGGUGGCCUCGCUGCCAUUGGCAGUAUUGCGGGCUUCCUUAUUGGAAAGCGCAUCACGCCCACUGAUCUCCCACAGACUGUUGCAGCCCUUCACUCGGUUGUGGGCCUGGCUGCCGUGCUCACAAGCAUAGGCAGUGUUAUGGGCCAUCUGCCCGACGUCUCUACACUUCAUCUUGUGACUGCGUAUCUAGGUGUCUUGAUUGGUGGCAUUACAUUCACCGGAUCAAUUGUCGCCUUCAUGAAACUGGCAGGCAGGAUGUCCUCUCGACCGCUGUAUCUUCCUGGCCGCCACUUCAUCAACUCGGGCAUGUUCGCCACCAACGUGGCCACCAUGGGGGCUUUCGUUACCAUGGCUCCCGGCUCGCCCAUGAUCGCUGCUGUUGCUCUGAGCGCAAACACAAUCCUCUCAUUCGCAAAGGGCUUCACCACGACGGCUGCCAUUGGAGGAGCUGACAUGCCCGUCGUUAUUACCGUGUUGAAUGCAUACAGCGGCUUUGCCCUGGUGGCCGAAGGCUUCAUGCUUGAAAAUCCGCUUCUAACGACAGUGGGCGCAUUGAUCGGAGUCUCCGGUUCCAUUCUCUCCUACGUAAUGUGCGUGGCAAUGAAUCGAUCUCUGACCAACGUCCUUUUCGGCGGUAUAGCUGCACCGACGGCAAGCGAAUACAAGAUUGAGGGCUCGGUAACUCAGACCAAUAUCGAAGACACAGCUGACGCGCUCACUACUGCGGAGAGCGUCAUCAUUGUCGUGGGUUAUGGCAUGGCCGUUGCCAAGGCACAGUAUGCCAUCAGCGAGAUUACCAGCACUUUGCGUGCAAAAGGCAUCAAUGUCCGCUUCGCCAUCCACCCCGUUGCCGGACGCAUGCCUGGCCAGUGUAACGUGCUCCUCGCCGAGGCAAGCGUGCCAUACGACAUCGUUCUGGAAAUGGAAGAGAUCAAUGAUGACUUCUCGGAAACCGAUCUUGUUCUUGUCAUUGGAGCUAAUGACACGGUCAAUCCCAUCGCACUGGAGCCGGGGAGUCCCAUCGCGGGUAUGCCCGUGCUGCAUGCGUGGAAGUCCAAGCAGGUUAUCGUGAUGAAGCGCGGUAUGGCUAGUGGCUACGCUGAUGUGCCAAACCCCAUGUUUUACAUGCCGGGGACCAAGAUGCUGUUCGGCGAUGCUAAAAUUACUUGUGAUGGUAUGUUGUCGUUCUUUGAAUGUAAGCGCCAAAGCCACUUGUACUGACUCGAACACAGCCAUUAAAUCCGCCAUCGAAUCUCGAACCUAGAAUUAGAGAUCUGUCCUAGAUCUUCUUGGAUAUAUUGCUCCUAGAUUCUACAUCG